Molecule: messenger RNA, 821 nt
Organism: Lindgomyces ingoldianus
Lineage: Eukaryota; Fungi; Ascomycota; Dothideomycetes; Pleosporales; Lindgomycetaceae
Product: trimethylguanosine synthase
Exons: 5
Coding region: 87-803 (238 amino acids)
Biological process (GO): 7-methylguanosine cap hypermethylation; 7-methylguanosine RNA capping
Cellular component (GO): nucleus
Molecular function (GO): RNA cap trimethylguanosine synthase activity
Source: RefSeq, a predicted model, not a curated record
GAUGGGCGCUGGCAUGUCGUGCUCAUAUACAAGGGCCUGACUGAUCUGAGUUCAUAGUAGCUGAGGAAGAUUGCGAAGGGGCAAUUAUGGAGGCCCCACCCGAGGACGGGCCCAUACAUCAAUGGACAAGUCAAGAUGAGUUUCCGGCGAGGCUCAAGAAAUACUGGUGGCAGCGACAAUCGAUCUGGGAUCGUUACGACCAAGGAAUAUGGAUGACUGAGGAUGCAUGGUUUGGUGUUACCCCAGAGCCCAUUGCGAACAAGAUUGCUGCGCAUGUAGCGGAGUCGGCUCCAAAAGAGAAGAACAUCCUCAUUGAUGCCUUUGCAGGAGUUGGUGGAAAUGCCAUCGCGUUUGCUCGGCAGGGUCGAUGGGAUCAAGUAUUUGCUUUCGAGAAAGACCCUGAUGCUCUGAAAUGUGCCAGGCAUAACGCUGAGAUCUAUGGAGUUGACAAGAAAAUUGUGUGGGUUAAAGGGGACUGCCUUUCCGAGAUUUCUCGACGAUUCAAUGGGCAGAAAGAUAAUAUUGUGCUGUUUGCCAGCCCUCCAUGGGGCGGUGUUGAAUACGGUGACGAGGAUGUCUUCGACCUUUCGAAAAUGGAACCAUAUAGCCUUGAAUUUCUCUACGAAAAAUUCAACAAAUACAGCUCUUCUACUAUUCUCUAUCUCCCGCGUAAUUCAGACCUCAACCAAAUUGCCAAAUAUGCUCCAGAAAGUAAGAAGUUAGAGGUAGCCCACUAUUGCAUCCGGGGCGCCAGCAAGGCAUUGUGCGUCUACUUUGGCGAUUUUGAUUUUGAGUCAGAAUGAGCUUAGUAGGCAGAUGAG